Messenger RNA from Aplosporella prunicola CBS 121167, 889 nucleotides. RefSeq lists its product as uncharacterized. The record is from RefSeq and is a predicted model, not a curated record. Bases 208 to 687 code for a protein of 159 amino acids. The transcript has a single exon. Lineage: Eukaryota; Fungi; Ascomycota; Dothideomycetes; Botryosphaeriales; Aplosporellaceae.
CGGGAACUGGCGUUGGGAGGCUCUCUCUCUCUCUGUGUCUGUGUGUCAUCGCAGGAGCAGGCUCCAGCCGGACGCCGGGCUGCCAAGGACCGGGCAAGCAGGGGAUAUCGUCGCAUAUCAAACCGGCCAGCCCGCCCGCGGAUCAUCUUUCUCGGGUUUCAUCAUCAUCGACAUCAACAUCAUCAUCAUCAUUAUCAUCAUCAACUCAUGACAUGCAUUACGAUCACGGCGUUUAACCUUCGGGCCGAUCCACUAGCCCUCCCAGGGGGGAGGGCAGGGUCAGACCUCAACCGAGCAAGGCUGGGUCAGGGCGGCAUGUGCCCAUUUUCCUUUUUCGUCUAUUUCUUUCUGUCCGGUCUCGUUUUUUGGUUUUGGAGUCUCGCUGGCUUUGUCCCAGCUUGCCUCGGUCGGUCUGGUCGGCCUGGUCUGGCUUCUUCUUUCUCUCUCGGCGCUACGUAUUCGGUUACCAUCACCCCUCUGAUACCCCCGUCACAUCUUGGUACCCCAGCAUUUUUCACAGUCCCGCGUCGUCGUCGUGGUCAUCGUCGUCGGGCGGCGGCGGCCGCGGCGGCGGUUUGCUUGUUGUUAGUUUUUUGUUCUUGUGUGUGCGUGCGUGGGCUAGCUAUGGAUGGCGUUCUUUUUGGUCGGGCAGGUCGGGGCGGGAGAUUGCGUGUUUUGGUUAGUUAGGUCGGGUUGGGUAGGUUGGGUUGGGUUGGGUUGGGUUUGGGCGGUUCGGGUUGGGCUGGUUUGGGUGGUAGACGUACCGUACCGUACCGUACCGUACCGUACCGGUAGCUUUAAGCAGGCGGACUACCUACGUUCGCCGUAAGGCUUCGGGCAAUGAAUUUUAGACAUUGAGACACUUCACCACGCUUCUUUCGGGACUGUU